UAUUUCGCUUCCUGGCGGAUAUUGUCGUUAAUGUUUACACCCCUAUAGAGUAGUCUCAACCUGCCACUUCCUCGUUUAAAAGUUUUCUUUUAUUUUGAAAAGUCAAAUGCGUCGUCGCCCUGGCCAUUCCAAUCCCUGUGCCCAAAAAAUUAACCCGAAUCGAAGUUUUACUUUCCAUUUCGAUAAAUGUAUCGACACAUUGACACUCGCGGUCGCCUCUCCAGCUAGCUCCGGUUAACGUGGAGGAGGCGCGAUGUUACCGGCCGCCGCCGCCGGGGACUCCGGGGUGAAGUUUCCAUUGCACUGCCUGGUGUGGGAGAAUGCCCACAGAGAGCUGGAGACCGAGCUGCACACGAAUAACAUCGAGGACGUGGACCCCAGAGGACGCACCCCGCUGCACCUGGCGGUGUCGCUGGGCCACCUGGAGUCGGCGAGGGUGCUUCUCCGACACGGUGCCGAGGUGACUCGAGAAAACGCCAAGAACUGGACGGUGCUGCAGGAAGCAGUCAGCACCGGAGACCCAGAGAUGGUUCAGCUGGUACUGCAGCGUCGUGAUUACCUCAAGGCCUCUACAGCCCUGAGCGGAGUGCCGGAGCUACUCACCCGCAUCCGCGAGUCUCCGGACUUCUACAUGGAGAUGAAGUGGGAGUUCACCAGCUGGAUCCCGCUGGUGUCCCGUGUGUGCCCGAGCGACGUGUGCCGUAUCUGGAAGAGUGGCGCUAGCCUGCGUGUCGACGCCACCCUGCUCGGCUUUGAGAACAUGACCUGGAUCAGGGGGAGGCGGAGCUAUAUCUUCAAAGGAGACGACAGCUGUGCCGAGCUGAUGGAGGUAAACCACGAUGAAGAGGUGGUAGACACCGAGCGCUUGGACAUCUCCCGCGAGAUGGAGGAGGUCACGCUCGACUCCAUGCAGCCCAACGAUCAGGAAGUGGCCAAGCGCCUGACCACGCCCAUUGUCAACACCUACCUGGACACCAAGGACAUCUCGUUUGAAAGGUGUAAAUCGGGCAUCUGGGGCUGGAGGUCAGACCGAACUGAAGUGGUGAACGGGUAUGAGGCCAAGGUGUUCUCUGUCAACAACGUGAAUGUCGUGACUCGCACGCGGACGGAGCACCUCACAGACGAAGAGAAGGCCAGAAUUAAAAGCGAGAGGAACAUUCUGGAAUCUUUUCUCGGCACGGUGGAACAACAGAUCAGCGCUCAGGGGGAUUUGACCCUGGAGUAUGCUACAGCUACAAACCCCACCGCCAUCACCCCAGAGGAGUACUUCAACCCCAACUUCAACCUUCAGGACCGAGACAUUGGCAGGCCCAUCGAGCUCACCAUCAGAACCCAAAGGUUUAAGGGGACCCUGUGGAUGAGUGAGGAACACCCCCUGUCUCUGGUGGAGCAGGUGACCCCCAUCAUCGACCUGAUGGCCCGCACCAGCUCGCACUUCGCCCGCCUCCGUGAUUUCAUCACCCUACGCUUCCCCCCGGGCUUCCCUGUCAAGAUAGAAAUUCCACUCUUCCAUGUGCUCAACGCCCGCAUCACAUUUGGAAACGUCAACCGGUGCAGCACGGAGGAGGCUGCCGAGGCGAGCGAGUCCGCCCCCGAGUCCGCGUGUGCCACGCCGUCGCCAGCCGUGGAGAAGCCAGGAGAGAGCGACGGAGCUUCAGCAGGCCCUGCCGCAUUCCACGUCUGUCCCAGUGUAUUCGCCAUCCCCGCCCACUACCGCCUCCGCGGGGCCGGCCGGCAACCAGCAUCCCGCCACCAUGCCGCCAGUCAUGAGGAGGAGCUGCUACAGUAUGCCAUCCACCAGAGCCUGCUGGAGUCCAACAGCUGCAACCCACAGGACACGUGGGGGGACUCCAAUGGAAUUCUGGGACGAGGCAUGGUGGACAGCCUCAGUGACGGCACUAUGUCCGAAGGUGUCCUGGUGGACCUGAGCGACGCCACGCCCACCAGCUCCGGCUCCGCCUCCAGCCCGGAUUCGGACCUCCGGCUGGCCAUCGAGCUGUCCAACCGCGCGCAGGAGGAAGAGGAGAGGAGGCGGCGGGAGGAGGAAGAGGAGCUGGAGCGGAUCCUGCAGCUCUCGCUCACGGAGAAGUGACAAAGGAGAGGUCAACAGUGCGCAGUGAGGGACACAAAGGCAGAGAUGGUUUCCCCUCGCCGCCAUAACCUCCAAGCCCUUCUCCCGCGCGCCUGUUCUGCUCUCCAAUGGGCUAAAUUACUCGCGUUAAGAAUCGGAUCUGUUUCCUAAAGAAACCCCUCCUUCCUCGUCCCAACGUUUAAGAGUGUGCUCGUGUGUGACGACCACGAGAUCGUUUUCGAAUGUACAGCACAGCAUUUUGCUCAUCCUCUCUUCGCCCCUCUCUGAGACAACGAAGCAGACCGCUGCUCUUCGUGUGUCGAGAGAGGAGCUCUGAGCUGCUUCACUGAGAUUGCUUUGAUAACUGAGCGCGUGUUUGUAACGUUCCCGAAAGGCCAUACUUUGGAAAGAGUGUGUGUGUUUGUAUGUGUGUGUGCGCGCAUGCGUGCAAGUGUGUAUGUAUUUGUGGUAUAAAUUGCAGAACUUGGUCGUCUUUUUUUUUUUUUUUUUCUGUGUCUGGGGUGGGGUUUUUUUUUGUUUUUUUUUGAGGGACUUUGUGUGUGUGUUUUGUAUGGGCUUCAAUUCCUGUUGUUGCAGUAUCUCAGGGUUCCUUCUGAAGUGUUCUAAAUGAGGCUUAGUUACAGUGGGAUGUUCGGCUAAGUGAUGGAGUGACGCGGCCAUCACAUACGGCCUUCAGCCACCACGUAUUGAAACGGCCGGAAACAAAACCUUGAUCUUGGACAUCCACCAGCCUCCAGAGUUCAGCUCCAUAGCCCUGCUCUUGGAGAUGCACCAGUAUCUGUCAGUUCCAGCCCUAAUCCUGCACACCUCCUGCAGCUAGCCCAACAUUUGAGGAGCACAUAGAUGUUAGAACUAGUGAAGUCGUCAGGGUUAUGGAGCUGAACUCCCAACUGUAGACAAAGACACAAAGCAUGCGACUAGAGAGAACAGCAGUGCUAAGAUGUACAUGGUGACGUACCACGUUGCCGAAUUGUCCUAAGUCUAACGUACAAACACAAGGGUUGGAAAAUAUCUCGGGAUGAGAAGGCAGAGCAGGGAUCAUUCCCUGACUUCCUCAUGAAUGCAUGCAGACACAGGGACAGCACAGAAUGUAGAAUCCUAGAGGCCUCGCGAUUGAAGGACAAACAGGCGGUUCCAUCGAGCUCUGGCACCUUCUCUCUCUCCUACCGGCGGACAGCCUCGGGUGAGAGCUCCUCCCGUCUCCACGAGCAAUACUGAAACCUCCGUGCCUCCUGGCCACAGAUAAGGUGGGGCGUUACUGCAGCUCUGCACACUCCGGCCGCAAGCUUAGGGCAUUCGGGCCCUGCCUCCCUUCCCCCACGGCCCCCCUGCCCCGUUGCUGUGGUAACCGGUGCCUACUGGUUUAACCGCGGAACCUCGUAAGGCCAUGUCUGUGGGCGCUUUCGCCCCGUGUUGCGUGGUUGACGUGGGAGUACAUCUUCCAUGGUUUCUGUGAGAAAUGGGAGAGUCUUCCAUGCGAUCUGUGAGAAACAGGGCUACAUAAAAUUGUGCUUCAUUGCUCUAGAGGUGCUUCAGCUUCUUUCAUGAUAAAUGCCAACACAAUAUCUCUUCCUUUUUUUUAAUGGUUAAUGUGAGUCUGAAGGUGUUUUAGGAAGUAGUCAUAGAUCUUCCAUUAUAUGCCACUACUGGGUGGUUUGUUUUUUUUGCUUGUUUAUUUGGGGUUUUGAAGAUGGCAGUUUGCUUGUAGUGGUAAGAUUUCCUCUGCCUCUGAGGAAGAGGAUUGCACAAGGACCCUCUCAGUUCCCACUCUUGCUGAUGUAGGAGCCCCACUAGCUUCACUGCACUGUUUGUGUGUGAGUGAACGUGAGGAGCUCUCGUGCACUGUGAGUGUGACCAAAUGUGAAGAGCCCUCAUGCACUGUGUGUGAGCGAGUGCUUGACGAGCUGUUGUGCACUCUGAGUUUGAGCGAGUGUGUGAAGUAUAUCCCAAAUCCCCGAGCCGGCCGGGCACGCUGCACCACGCUCAUUUUAUAACAGAACAUAACUUUUUAAUUUUGUCUAAAACUACAAUACUAUACAAUUAUAACGCCUGUGAUUUAAAAGUGGCAGGGCAGUUCUUUCUGCAGGAGACCGUUUGUCUUGGUUUCUGGUGUUUUCUGUUUUUUUGUUUGUUUUUUUUGAAAGAACUAAUUGCCAAACUACAUAAUGAGCUUUACCACAUUGGGGUUAGUAAUGGCUGAUUUCAGAUAACUGUCUUAUUUAAACUGCGUAAAUGGUGAAAGUGUGUGUUGACGAAAUCAGAAGGCUUUUGCAAACUGUGAUGUCUGUUUCCAAGGGGAUGACAAAAUUGUUUUCACUUCAAUAAAAGCACUUUAUAUGAC
Electrophorus electricus (electric eel) is the source of this 4433-nucleotide messenger RNA. It is a transcript of the gene ankrd13a, whose product is annotated as ankyrin repeat domain 13A. Gene Ontology annotation, cellular component: cytoplasm. NCBI's taxonomy places the organism in Eukaryota, Metazoa, Chordata, Actinopteri, Gymnotiformes, Gymnotidae. Gene Ontology annotation, molecular function: protein binding. The record is from RefSeq and is a predicted model, not a curated record.